GAAAGCACACAGACAGCCGGACUUCAGAUCCUGCUCUGCUACAGGGCAGAUGUGCAGUUCCACCUCUAGUACCAUACGGCAUCCUUGGCAUCUUCUGUGCAGUACCAUUAAGAGCACUGCAAACAUCCUGUGAUAUUAAGAGCUCAGAGUUUUCUUUGAAAGCAACAACAAGGGACACAGACACAAGAUCCAGGACAGAUAAGCAAUGCCAUGAUUGCUAUAAUAGGUACAGAGAUCAUGACUGAUGGAAGCAUGGAAAUUCUUUCCCUGGCCACUGCUCCUGGGAGAUAUUGAGAAGAUAAAACUUAGCACGACCAGUUUAUUAAAACAAAAAGAGACGAGAACAACACCAUGAGGCAUGACGGGCAUUAUCCAAACGAUACGCUCACGAGUACCAACUUUGCUGCCAUCUACAGCCACCGUAAUGGGGACUUCACCUCUUAUCAAAACUUCACUUUCCCCUUCAAUUUCAGCUACAGUGACUAUGAUCUGCCCUUGGAUGAUGGGGACGAUGUGACAAAAACACGCACUUUCUUUGCAGCCAGGAUUGUCAUUGGAGUGGCACUGGCUGGUAUCAUGUUAGUCUGUGGCAUUGGUAACUUUAUUUUCAUUGCUGCUCUGGCCCGCUAUAAGAAGCUCCGUAACCUCACAAACCUUCUCAUUGCAAACCUAGCCAUUUCCGAUUUCUUGGUGGCCAUUGUCUGCUGUCCAUUUGAGAUGGACUACUAUGUGGUGCGGCAGCUGUCGUGGGAGCACGGUCACAUACUCUGUGCCUCUGUCAACUACUUGCGCACUGUCUCUCUCUACGUCUCAACCAAUGCACUCUUGGCAAUUGCUGUGGACAGGUACCUUGCUAUCGUUCACCCCCUGAAGCCAAGGAUGAACUACCAAACAGCAACUUUCCUCAUUGCUGUGGUUUGGAUAGUAUCCCUCAUCAUUGCCAUACCAUCAGCAUAUUUUGCAACAGAAACUGUCCUUUUCAUGAUACAAAAUCAAAAGAAAAUUUUCUGUGGACAGAUCUGGCCAGUUGACCAACAGAUAUAUUACAAAUCCUACUUCCUGUUCAUCUUUGGAAUUGAGUUUGUAGGGCCUGUUUUCACCAUGACUCUCUGCUAUGCCAGGAUCUCGCGAGAGCUUUGGUUUAAAACUGUGCCUGGCUUUCAGACGGAGCAGAUAAGGAAGAGACUUCGUUGCAGAAGGAAAACAGUGUUGGUGCUCAUGUGCAUCCUAACUGCUUACGUCCUCUGUUGGGCCCCUUUCUAUGGCUUCACCAUUGUCCGUGACUUUCUCCCGACUGUGUUUGUGAAGGAGAAGCAUUACCUGACAGCCUUCUAUAUCGUCGAAUGCAUUGCCAUGAGCAACAGCAUGAUCAAUACCAUGUGUUUCAUAACUGUAAAGAACAACACCAUGAAGUAUUUCAAGAAGAUUGUGCUACUCAGAUGGAGGUCUACCUACCAUGGCUCCAAGUCAAGUGUAGACACAGACAUCAGAACAAGUGCUAUGCCAGUCACAGAGGAAGUGGAUUGCAUCAGACUUAAGUGAAGUCCUGCCAGAUGUCUUCUUCAACAAAAUGUACUGUAUUUUGGUGUGUCACCUUAAUCAUUCAUCCCAUCCUUCUGUCCUCCCAUUCGGUACAUAUAAAGGUGCUCCAGAUGGAAAGUCUGUCUGAGCAAGAAUUCUUGAAUGCUGUUGAAUAUUCUAGCAAACAAACCCUGUGGAAAUGAACCAUCUUUACCCUCUGUCACCCCACUUUUCCUUGCUUUUGUUUCCCAUCUGACAGAUUUCUGUAUGUAGACCUGCAGUUCUGGAAGUAAAAAGGCAGCAACAAAAAAUAACAAAUUAAUCAAAGGAAAUGGAACUCUUCCCAAGCAUUCUACUUUACCUUUCACAUAAUCUUCACAGCCUCUUAACUAGACUGCAUGCCUUGCCAAUUCAUCACUCGUGUAACACAGAAAGGACUGCGGAUGAUCGACAUACUGUUUAAUGAGUCAGCAGGCUGCAGUUACAUUUCUGGAAUAAAUCCAGAAAAGACUAUUCCAAGACUAAGGCUUGACCUCUUUCUCAAAGCUAAAUUUGUUCCUCUUGGCUAUCACAGUUGAUGGAACAAGGUUUGAUUUCUGUGAAAAUUCAUCUUUCCUGCAAAAUUGUUACCCUGUGGCAUAAUUUCUGCCCAUUAUGGACAUUGUGGUAACUCUAUUCAUAUUGUAUACCUGAUGAACUGAGCUUUUAGGAAUUCAUUCUCUUUAUUUUAUCAGAGUUUUUUUGAGAGAGAGAGAUGUAAAGCUAUCUUGUAUUUACAUGUGGAAAAAUGUUAAAUUCCCUAUAUUUGUAAAUCAGAUAUGUAAAUUUGUAAAUCAAUAUGUACCAAUUGUUACAGAUUGGGGGGAUUUGUCUGCUACUUAAAGGUGUUUAACCAAAACAAGAUAUAAUUACACAUGAAAAUCCACUUGAUAUUUAAAAAAUAUUUUAAGUGAAGACGGCAUCUCAUCUUAUUGGGUUUUUUUUUUAAAAAAAAACAACAACACAUAUAAUAGCCAAGGCAGUGCUCAAAUUAUAACAGGAGAAUGUAAAAGCCCUUUAUGAAAUCCAGAAGCCCUGCCCCAAAGGCUAUGACUCUCUUUCCACUUCAGAAAUAUCAUCCUGCAUCCCUAACUUUCUAACAUACAUUAGUGAUUUUGUGAUCACAAAAGGUGUAUUAGAGCUACUAACUGAAACACCAGAUUGAACGUCCUCAAAGGUAUCCUUCUGUAUAUAUAAAGAAGGAUGGGACAGGACUGAAGAUGCCAUGAGUAAAUGCGCACAUAUUGCAGAUUAUUCUGGGAAUGUCAUUCAUAAGAUGAACUAUGACCUUCUUUAUGAACAGGUUUUGCAUGUGAAAUCUCCCUGGUUUAGGAUAUGGCAUAUCCAGUUAAUUGGAUGUAGGCAGAAGGGUUGAUGUGAACCUCUGCCUUAGACUUUAGGGAAAAAAAUCAUUUGAAAGGAAGACCAAUUGCAUCCGACUAUGGCAGUUUCAGACAUUCAGGUAAAGGGCCAAUCACUGCAUAUAUAUAUUUCAUACAAGACACAGAAAAGGGUUUCACCUCCUGUAUAAAUGUCUGAAAUUAAUUUUUUAAAAUGAAAAAUGGUCAGCUGCAGAAGACUUUAUAUGUUGCAUAAGUUGCAGGCAGCUAGUAGAUCAUUUUUUAGCCUACUGGAUGUAUAGCUUCUGGUACACCCCUCUCUAUGCCAUAAACCAUCCCUCUUAAACAUUACCAAAAGAUGGUGACCUGUGUCUUAUGGCAGCUGUAGUGUGAGGAGUAAUUAAAGGAAUUUUACAUAAUGUUAUGAAGUUUCCCAGUUUUGACAAUCUCCCCCACUGCAGCUCCAUAAAAAACAUCCUCGAUGAAAAGAAAAUUGAAAAUAUUGGUGAAAUGGUGAAAAAAUUUUUUUGGAAUGUCAAGAAACCCUGAGGAGAAGAAUCCUGAAUUAACAAGAAUCUUUGUAAUUUGGGAUUUAUUCUGUGCAAAAUGUUAUACGGGUUGUUUUUAGAGCAGGAAAUGCUGUAAUUGUGAGGUUGCUCUGCCCAAAAUCUGCAUGCUGUCAUUUGCAUAGAAAACAGUAUUUUCUAUGCAGGAAACACCUUGUUUGGUGUGUAACUCUGUUUUCUGCAUAGAAAAUGCUAUUUAAUGUGUAAAACAACCAAGAGCAAAUGAAGUCCCCCCCCCCCCCAAAAAAAACCCUUGUGUGAAUCUUUGAACCUAUACUCCUCUAUGUUUAUUGCUAUUUUGGUUAGCAAUUUUGGUAGGAUGGUUGUUCCUAGGAUGCCUGCUUCUUGACCCUAUUGUUGGCUAGUAGGCAGAGGUUGCCCAUCAUGCUCACUAUACAUGGGAUACCAAACUCAUUUUCACCAAUGAUGAUCCACUGUAAGGUAAAGGUAAAGGUUUCCCUUGACGUUAAGUCCAGUCGUAUCUGACUCUGGGGGUUGGUGCUCAUCUCUAUUUCUAAGCUGAAGAGCCGGCGUUGUCCAUAGACACCUCCAAGGUCAUGUGGCCGGCAUGACUGCAUGGAACGCCGUUACCUUCCGGCUGGAGCGGUACCUAUUGAUCUACUCACAUUUCCUGUAUGAUGGGUUAAAAUUAUUUUUCCAUGCUGAAGGCACUAUUUUUCAAGUAUGACAGUUGAAUAGAAGCAAUCCUAAACUGCUAGCAAAAGAGAAAGAACUAAAAAUGAAAACAAAACCCAAGGAAAGUCAUCAAAGGAACAUUUUGGUUGCCCCUGAAAGCAGUAUACUCAUGCCAGAAAAAUAAUUGUUAUUGUACUGCUGGAUAAUCCUAAUUAUUUUGGCGCAACCCCCAAAAAACACUCAAAAUUAAAAAUAUUCAGAAAAGUUACCUUAUCAAGAUCUGCUGGGGGGGGGGGGGAAUGUGCCUCUCGCUGGAAAUCUUCCAGACAUUCAGCAAUGGACAGGACCAUUUAUAUUAUGUGUGAAGAAGGGGCCAGACUAUCAGUGUGAGAAACAGUGGUCCUUUUUUGUGAUUCUUCUUGUUAUCAUCAUCUUUAUCCCUUGCAGUGCAAGCUAAUGCAAGUUUACGCAGGAUUCUCCCAAUGAGUCCUAGAAAACUGACAUCAGUGUUGCCUGCAGAUAUAACUAGGUGUUUUAACAUACAUUUUGACUAUAGCAUGGUUGUUCAAUCCACUCUGAAGAACUGACACAACUUUCCAGUUUCUUGUUUUCAGUUUGAUUACUGUAUUAUAUGUCCACCUCUUAAAUGAAAAAUCCUCAUUGUACAGAUUGUGGGGAUCAAUCAAUCAAACCAUAAUCUGAUGUGAGAAUAAUCUUGCUGCUCUGUUUUAUUAUGGUCUGAGGCUUUUGUACUGUUCUGCUUUGUUAUCAUUUGUAAAGCAUGAAAUGGUAUUCAUUUUGAAGUCAGUUGUAAUUUUGUAGAGAAUUCUGUCUAUGAUACUAUGAGGGAGAGAAAGCUUAAUAAAUGAGAAGACAUUGCAA
Messenger RNA from Anolis carolinensis (green anole), 4984 nucleotides. It is a transcript of the gene prokr1, whose product is annotated as prokineticin receptor 1. Lineage: Eukaryota; Metazoa; Chordata; Lepidosauria; Squamata; Anolidae. Gene Ontology annotation, molecular function: neuropeptide Y receptor activity. The record is from RefSeq and is a predicted model, not a curated record. Gene Ontology annotation, cellular component: plasma membrane. Gene Ontology annotation, biological process: neuropeptide signaling pathway. The transcript is spliced from 3 exons. The coding region runs from base 352 to 1542 and encodes 396 amino acids.